Cygnus olor (mute swan) is the source of this 2809-nucleotide messenger RNA. It is a transcript of the gene PHLDA1, whose product is annotated as pleckstrin homology like domain family A member 1. Bases 133 to 606 code for a protein of 157 amino acids. The transcript has a single exon. Gene Ontology annotation, cellular component: nucleus. Lineage: Eukaryota; Metazoa; Chordata; Aves; Anseriformes; Anatidae. Gene Ontology annotation, molecular function: phosphatidylinositol phosphate binding. The record is from RefSeq and is a predicted model, not a curated record. Gene Ontology annotation, biological process: positive regulation of apoptotic process.
AGGGAGGGCGCAGCCACGCCGCGCCACGGGCGGCAGCCGCUCCGCAUCCCGCGGGCCGGGGCGCUCCGGCGGCGGCUCCUCGGCUGGUGCCGGCUGCCGCCCGCCGAGCCCAGCCCCCGCGGAGCCGGGAGGAUGCUGGAGAGCGGCUGCAAGGCGGUGAAGGAGGGCGUGCUGGAGAAGAGGAGCGACGGGCUGCUGCAGCUCUGGAAGAAGAAGCGCUGCAUCCUCACCGAGGAGGGGCUGCUCCUCGCGUCCCCCAAGCAGCAGCCGCAGCCCCAGCAGCCGGCCCAGCAGCAGCAGCAGCAGCAGCCGGGCGCCGAGCCGGCUGCCAAGAUCAAGGAGCUGCACUUCUCCAACAUGAAGACGGUGGACUGCGUGGAGCGGAAGGGCAAGUACGUGUACUUCACCGUGGUGAUGGCCGAGGGCAAGGAGAUCGACUUUCGGUGCGCGCAGGAGCAGGGCUGGAACGCGGCGAUCACGCUGCAGAUGGUGCAGUACAAGAACCGCCAGGCCAUCCUGGCCGUGCGCUCCACCCGCCAGAAGCAGCAGCACCUGGCGCAGCAGCCCCACGGCCCCCGCAUCCGCAGCGCCUCCAACUCCGCCUAGCGCCGGCCCCGCGGCCCCCCCAGGGGGGCUCCGGCCGCCCCCCCACCGGGACACCCAGCGGACUUGGCCGGGACCCCCCGCCCGGCCGCCCUCCGCGCCCAGGAGCCCCUCCAGCCCCGGGGUUGGGGACCUCGGGACGGAUCCUGCGGUGCCCCGGGGACUCCAGGCAGACGUGACGUACUGUAACUUUAACGUAUCUUAUUUAUUAGUUUGGUCGUUUGUUGGCUUCUUGUUUUCAAAGGCUUGUUUGCAGGACGUUUCGGAGCAUAGGCCGUGCCCAAAAAGCGAAGGAAAAAGCGCGGCGUACGUUAGCGCCCUACAGAAGCCCUGGGUAGCCUGGCCGCAUGCGAUGUGACAAAAAGUCCUUCGGUUUUACCUGAAAUACGCUGUGUUACGCUAACGCGGAAAAUGUGAUGUCUGGCUCGGAAUUUGGGUGAGACCUAUGCUGCGCGUGAAAACUCUUCUCUCCGGUGAGAAGAGCAAUUACAAAUCAGGCUUUAAAUGAUUCUCUUUCAAAAUACACGCCUGGUGGAAGACGAUAAAAUUCUAUACACGCUUGGUUAUUUAAAAAAAUAAUAAUAAUAAUGCCGGGGGUUAUUCCGAGACUAAAACCCAUCUGUUUGACGUGUGAGCUGAGGGGAAUCCAACCCGAUUCCUCGGUGGUGCAGGAAUCACGGCUGGAUUCCGCGAUGGGUUUGAGGCUCCGGCUCCUUGAGGCUGGAGGGCAGCAGCUGAGAACCAUUUAUGAAUGUUUCUUCGCAUCUGAGUUCAAGGCUCCAUCUGCUUGUAAACGGUCUGGGCUCUCGACCUUAUUUUCAUGGCAGUUUUUAAAUGUCUCGCAUUAAAGUAGCCCCUAGUUUAAAAUCCAUCUUAUGUAUGUCUUAGUGUCCAAACGCAUCAUUCUGGUCACAGCCCCCGUAAGCUGAGAUAAACUAGAUUAAUUUUGGUGUUCAGCACUGUCAGAUGCUGCGAGAGGCGUGCGAUCUCGCCUCUAAAAAUGUUGAUGAAGCCACCAAGUUGGAAAACAAAGGGCUAAUUGCACAGCUGGUGCAUCUUCCUGUGCCUCUCGCAAGCCACCGGGAGUUCGGCCGUGGGCGCGAGCGAGCGCGGCUGGGAGCUGCUCACCGGGGCGGGAUGGGCACGCACCCCGUGUGCUUCUCAGGAUGCACACCCCGUGUGCUGUGUGCUUCCCAGGGUGCACACCCCGUGUGCGUCCCAGGGCUCGCACCCCGUGUGCGUCCCCGGGCAGCACCCUCCAGGCAGCGCCCGCUUCGUGGUGCUCUCCGGCACGAGUUGCGCUCGUGAGCGGGGCAGACCAGCUCGGGGCCCCCCUGUCUCUGGCUCAAGGUAAAAGGCUGCAGCCGCAGAGCUAUUUGUUUUAACUAACGCGGCGAGGAAAACCGCUUCUGGCCCCUUGACAAGUUACGUGAGCGUAAACAAAACCUUUCAAAGCUGCGCAUCCAGCAACCCAUUGUUUGUGUAACUGAGACAUAGUUUGACUGUAAAACCCCCAUGAUCUUGGUUCAAGCUGUUUCUCUAAGUGUUUUAGGCAAAACUCUGAAGCGACACUCAAAAGGAGAAGUCAGGCUGCUACUGCGUGCAGUGGUCCUUUCUGGUCUGCUGUGCACCUGAGCUUACUCCCAGCCCUGUAAGGAGUAACCAGAGAUCUCUUUUUGUCCUCGUCUUCUUUCCCCUGCCCCCAGGUGUCUGGGUCACACACACAGACACACAAAAUAUGGCAGAGUUAAAGCCCAGACCUCCUCCGUCCUCUGUGGUUAUCCCCGAGCUCUUCUCUCAGAUCUGGCCCUUGAAAAGUUUGCGCGACAAGCCUGGGGAGGUAGAUUACAGCUGUCCUAACAAAGUUAUUACUUGGAGACUAAUUGAAGUCGAAGGUGCCCUGCAUCUUCUAGGAUUAGAUUCGCUGUCUUGGCAAUCAUAAUAGCCAAUUUCCACAUCUCUGUACAUCUGCCAUUAUCAUUCUGCUAAUGCUUGGAUGUUAGAGCUGCAAGGGGAUUCUCUAAUGAGCUAGUCGGAGACUUACAAAAUAGGCUGUAAUUUGUAAUUUGGCUCCUCUCUUUAGAGUCGUUAAUUACAGUUUACUGAGUAACUAAUCCACCUUUUCAGAUAUACAGACAUAUCGCUGGUAUCUCACCUACUAAAAUAUGUUUCAGUCUAAUGAAGAAUAAAUGUACUUGAUGAAAAA